CAGGUCGGAGCAUAAAAGCACACAUGCGAGUUGAGCAUUCAAAUUUUCCCAGUAUACAAGUAUAGAAGUGAAGAAGCGCGCUCGCUCCUGUACAUCAAUUCUUUCGUCCACUAGGCUGUAUUACAAGAAAAUCGAACAACGGAAGAUAAAAGUACAGGGUAGCGGAUAUCGUUUUUGAGACUGCGUUGGAAAUCUCUGGAAAGAUUUCGAUUGACCAUGGCACAGAACAUAAAUCCGUUUUACUUGUCUCAAAGUACGUCUAACAAAUCCAAAGAGGAGAAGCAAACUGUACCGAAGGACAAUCACGCUGUGAGCAAACGACUGCAAAAGGAACUGAUGGUUCUGAUGACUGGUACGGAAAAAGGUGUAUCUGCUUUCCCGGAUGGUGAAAAUCUCUUCAAGUGGAUCGGUACCAUUUCAGGCCCCGUUGACACGGUUUAUGCCGGCUUAACGUACAGGCUGACACUGGAGUUUCCACACAGUUAUCCAUAUAGCGCGCCGAUAGUUCGGUUUGUCACACGUUGCUUUCAUCCGAACGUGGAUUCCAUUGGCAACAUUUGUUUGGACAUACUUAAAGACAAGUGGAGCGCGCUCUACGACGUUCGCACUAUAUUACUCUCCAUUCAAUCGCUGCUGGGAGAGCCCAACAACGAAAGUCCCCUCAACUUACAAGCUGCGGAAUUAUGGAACGAUCAGACGAAGUACAAAAAGCAUCUUUACGAAGAAUACCACAGAGAUUCGAGCCGCGGCCAGGAUUCAUGAUGAGCUUGAAUCAGAGUCUUCACGAUCGGGAAUUACGCACUGCCACUCGUCGAUAACACUGAAACAUUAUCCGAAUUACGAUUAAAAUGAAUGAAAAUUGCAACGCGAUCACGGGAUUGCCUUGUGUUUAAAAAUCGUUAAAAAAAGGGAAGGGGGGAGGGGGGGGGGCAGUCGUGAGUUGAGGAAUUCGUGAAAACCGUCGCGCCUCUUGGUGUAAAUUGUAAAAAAAAAUUGUAACGAAUGUGUUGGAGGAAGCGACGGGGGUAAUCGAAUCGCGGCGACUGUAAGUAUGAUUUGUUCAUCAUUCGUCGUUCAAUUUUCGGUUUGACGAUCGCACUACUCGAACGACCGAAAGAGUUCGGCAAGAGUCUAAUACGACGCAGGUUUUCAAUCCAUCGAUCCGCAAAAAUUCAAACCGAUCUCUUUAUUAUUAAUUCUUUUUGUUUUCUCUUUUCUUACAUCGAUUAUUUAUUUUAUUUCUAUGCCCGAUCCACGAGUCGAUAUGGAGAACGCAUCGAGACAUCCGCACACAAUUAUAUUCGCGUAUCUAAAUUCAGACUCAUCUUCAUUUCAUCAAGAUCACCCUCGUGUCAUUUUGAAAUACAUAUUUUACGAGUACACUCGGUUAAGAUUUUAUUGCCGUGAUGUACGGGCGAAUGUACCGGGAUUUCGGAAUAUACAAAAAUAAAGAGGAACAUUGGAAAGAAAAAUGAA
Venturia canescens is the source of this 1476-nucleotide messenger RNA. RefSeq names its product ubiquitin conjugating enzyme vih (gene vih). Lineage: Eukaryota; Metazoa; Arthropoda; Insecta; Hymenoptera; Ichneumonidae. The record is from RefSeq and is a predicted model, not a curated record. The coding region runs from base 217 to 762 and encodes 181 amino acids. The transcript is spliced from 4 exons.